Molecule: messenger RNA, 1042 nt
Organism: Carassius carassius (crucian carp)
Lineage: Eukaryota; Metazoa; Chordata; Actinopteri; Cypriniformes; Cyprinidae
Product: cingulin-like
Exons: 1
Coding region: 171-953 (260 amino acids)
Source: RefSeq, a predicted model, not a curated record
UAAUACAAACAACUGAAUCUGAAAAGGAAUAGUCUGUCGUGGAGAAAACUAAGACAGAGAUACCCAGAGCGAACGAAGAUCUUGAGAACCAACUUGAAUCACAUAAAAGACACAAUGAAGAAACACUGGCUGAGAUACACAAAGAGAAACACAUUCUUGAGCAGUUAAGAAUGAACAUAUCAAGACAGAGAGAUGAUCUAGAAAAGAACAUUGAGCAAACAAGAUACAAACAAGCAGAGCUGCAAAGUCUAAAAAUGGAAAUUCAGAAAGAGCAAACGGAGAUAGAUGAGCAGAAGGUGAUGAUUUCCAUGGAGAAGAUUGGGCUUAGAGACAUUAAAAUUCAAAUAGAUCAACAGAGAAGAGAGACAGAUGAAACCAAAGAACAUAUAAGGAGGGAGAGAGAUUAUAUAGAGAGGGAAAGAGCAGAAAUAAUACAUCAAAAACUGAAUAUGGAGGUAAAUUUGAGGGAAGAAUUAAAAAAGGAGUGUGAAAAGUUAGAACUGCUUAGAAAGGAGUUGUAUGAUGAAAAUGAAAGAAUUGACAACUGCAGGAAGAGCAUAAAAACAAAUAUGGAUGCUUUGGAACAAACAAAGCUUGAUGUAGUUAAAGAGUUGGAGAUGAUCAAGCUUCAGAAACAAAUGAUCGAGGAUGAGAAAAACAAGAUAAAUGCUGAGCUAAAAAGAGAAGCUGAAGACAUAGAGAAAAUAAAAGUAGUGAUGCAAAAUGAAAGACAGAAGCUUAAGGAAGCAACAACCCAUCUUCAAAAAGAUAGAGACAAUGUUCAGAGUCUUGCAGAGAAACUUGACAAGAAAAAAGUGGCUCUAGAAAAUGCGCAACAGGAGAUAGAAAUGCAAAGGAAAGCAAAUGAGUCUAAUAAACAGAUUCAAGAAAGGGCUCUAUGUGAGCUGAAGAAAACUGUGACAGAUAUAGCAAGAGCGAAGGAAGAUCUUUAAAACCAGCUCAUUGAAGAAAGAGAAAAGAACAAGAUCACACUAGCAGAAAAAGACAUGCUUCUACCUAGAGACAGUAUUUCAGAGCAACA